Molecule: messenger RNA, 948 nt
Organism: Didymodactylos carnosus
Lineage: Eukaryota; Metazoa; Rotifera; Eurotatoria; Philodinida; Philodinidae
Source: the annotation of a GenBank genome assembly
AUGGGUCUAUGUAAAUGUCCAAAUCGUAAAGUAACAAAUUUAUUUUGUUUUCAACAUCAUGUGAAUGUAUGUGAACAAUGUUUAGCCAGUCAACAUUCUCAAUGUAUUGUUCGAUCGUAUGUUCAAUGGUUACAAGAUAAUGAUUUUAAUCCAAAUUGUUUAUUAUGUAAUAAUUUGUUAACAGAAAAUGGUGAAACUGUACGUUUAAUAUGCUAUGAUAUUUUCCAUUGGUCAUGUUUAAACCAAUAUUUUCAAAAGCUACCGUUAAACACGGCACCAGACGGCUAUCAAUGUCCACAAUGUAAACAAUGUAUAUUUCCACAAGCUAAUUUAGUAUCGCCAAUUGCCGAUCAAUUAAGACAAAAAUUAGCAACAGUUACAUGGGCGAGAGCUGGUCUUGGUUUACCAUUAGUUGAAGAUAAUCGCUCGCAACGACAAUCUCCACAACAAUUGACUGAAACAGAGAAAAAUGGUUAUGUCAUUGUUAGUCAACAGCAGCAACAAAAUCAAUCGUCAUCAUCGGUAUCGUUACCAGUCGAGCAACAGGGUUUAUCUUACCAUACGAAGGGAAAAUCUUAUAGUAGUGAUACAGAAACAAUGUUAUCAUCGACAUUAAACCUUGUACAAGAUGUUGAUGAUGAUAAAUAUAAGAGACGUAGUAUAUUCUCGUGGUUUGCACGAUAUUUGCGUUCACGUCAAGUUUCUGGAACAAAACGUAAACCAAUGUCUAGAUUACGAUGGACAUGUUAUUUGAUAAUUGUUUGUCUUUUUGUCUUUGUAACAAUAUUCACCAUUUUACAUAGUUUAACACGUAGUUCAGAUGAUGAUAACGAUCCUCAAUUCGAUCCUUUAAACAAUCCAAUGAUAAGAGUUGGAAAUAGAUUUAUACAAAAAUUAAAAAAUAAAUCAUUUGGUAGUGUGAAUAAUCAACAACAACAAGAUGAAUAA